Messenger RNA from Cinara cedri, 15270 nucleotides. NCBI's taxonomy places the organism in Eukaryota, Metazoa, Arthropoda, Insecta, Hemiptera, Aphididae. The record is from the annotation of a GenBank genome assembly.
AUGGACCAAGUAUGUGUUUCAUCAAAUAAAUAUAUCGGCCGUAAAAGUAGUCUAGAAAUCAAAUUAAAAAAUUUCGUGAAAAAAUUUAAAAUUAUAUGGAUUUUGUGUGUGAUGAUCAUAGCGUUGCAAAAUUAUACCAUUAACCAAUAUGCUCGAGCAGUCUUAAAACUAACAAUAAUACAGGUGAGUAAGUUUAAUAGUUUAUAUAUAGAAUUAUUUAUAUAAAACAAAAGUUUAGAAAAAACUCUAAAUUUCUUAUUAUAAUAUUAAAUGUAUUAUGUAUUUAUUUAUGGAAAAUUGAAAUCUCCAUUUACAAAAUGUUAAAAUUGUAUUCAAACAAAAAAAAUAAGUAAUUACAAUUAAAAUUGUAUAUUAGUAAUCCCCUAUUUAACAUUGAAUUAAAUUAUGUGUGUAUUUAAUUACAUUAAUAUUACAUAUUAAAACAAUUUCUAUGUGAUGAUAAUUACUGAUUGAUAUAAUUUACUUUAUUAUUUAUAAUUAAAAAAUAAUUAAUACAUCCAUUUUUCAAAGAAAAAAUAAAUAAUUUGUAUAGUUUUACAUGUUGCACACAGUUACACACAUUUUAAAGUUAAGUUUUCUGAUAAAAGAUUAAAUAAAUUUAAUAAAUAUCAAAUAUUUCAUUAUUAUAUCGUAAUUUAAAUAGACAACUAUACUUACUACUAAUAUUUAAAGUAUUCAAAUUAUAAUAGAUCGUACAUUAUCUGUUUAGAAAUAGCCAGCUACAGGUUAGCUUUAAAUUAUAAUUAAACUAUCGAUUUAUAUAGGUAUAGAGAAGUAUGAAAUGUGCAAUAAAAUUAUGUAACACCUAUGCCAACAAAAUUGACUUAAUCUUUAAUAGUAUAACUAUACAUUUUGUUAAUGCAUUGAUAGAAAGCAUCCAUAAUUAUUAUUAAAUAUUUUUUCCUUAACUGCGCAAAUAUAUUAAUAUUUACCAAAAUGCACAUUUUAUCAAACAAUUUUAAAUUUUCAUGUUAUGAAUGCAAUUUUAAGAUUAAGGAUUACUUAGUAGGUGUAUAAUAUAGUACUACUACUCAAAUAAAAAUAGAAUCACAUGCACAUUUAUUCUUUAACAUUAUGAUAUUAUAAUAAAAUAAUUAAAACCAAUUUUUUUUAACCUAUACAGUUUAUAGACUUGGACAGUUUCAAAAAUUUACUACAGGAUUCAUGUUUAAUAUACAAAGAAAUUCCAAAGCGUGAACUCACCAAAUCUGAUUGUUAUGCAAGUAUCUACCUAUAUAUAAACAUUUAAAUGUAUUAUAGGAUUGACAUUUUUAGUAAAAUUUCAAAAAAAAAACCUAACCUUUUAACCUGUUUAAUUUAGACAUGUGAAAUCAUAGAACAAGUAGACAUUAUCCAGCAUCCAGAGGAAAUUUUAGAAUUUUAUGUAGAUCUCGAUUGGCCUGUAGCAUACGAAAGUAGUAUUAAAACCAACAUCACUAUAAAAGAAAUUGCUCUUGUGUGUAUUUUUGUGUAUAUGCUCUCUAUGAGAAAAUAAUUAAAUAUUACUUUAUUUUUUAGACUCUUUUAAUCGGAGACUUUUUACCUUGUGAUUAUGAAUCAAACCUAAAAAUUGAUCCUCUCCGAAUUUUGGAUGUUAAAUCCAAAUGGUUUAUGCAUUGGUUAGUAUGAAUAUAUCUUACAUAUUAAAUAUAAUUGACUACAAUUGAAUUUAUUUUUAAACUAAUUUUAAUAACAAAAACAAAAACGUUUCAUUCAAAAGUAGUUUUUAGUUAAAUAUACAAGAGGACAUAAAUUGCAAUUUUGUCGUCUUUUUAAAACAUUCUGAGUUUUUCAAAAUGUCUCCGUGUUAAUGGAAAACAUUUAAAAUAAACGUUAUUCGUGCAAUAGUGUCCCAAAUUGAUUUAGAUAAAUAAGUUUACCUUUAUUUUCUAUAUUUUUAAAUAAAAAUAAAUAGAUAUCUACCUAAGUUUCCCGAAGUUAGAAGUAAUUUGAGACAAGCACAUUUUUAAAAAAGUCUAAAUGAAUCAACAUUUUUCAUUGUUAAUCCUAGCUUAACUCAAGAACAGAAUUUUUGGUUCUCAUUGUUUUAUCAUAGUUACCUACUAUAAAAAUUAAAAGUUCUAAAGACCUGUAAAUAAUGAAAUUGUCCCAAGUAAUCCAAGUUUUAUAUUAUAUUUUAAUGAAAAUUAUAUAUAAAAGCAGGUAUUAUAAUAUAUGUUUAAUUCAAAAUCACUGCAUACAAAAUACAAAUUUAGGUACAAUUUUAAAAAGUUUAUAUAAUGUCCCUAUAGGAAAAAAAAUCAGGCUAUUUGCUGACACAAUAGUUAAGCCCCACGUAGGUAGAUACUAUAUUCUUGUUGGCAAUUUAAAUUUCAAUACUUACAAUGUUGAUUCUACAUUUUUUAAAAGGUGCAAUAUGUUUUCAUAAAUAUCAUAUUAUGAUACUAUAUCUCAACUUCUAAAUAAAUAAUGUAUUAUUGGAUGAUGUUUUGUUAUUUUGUAAAUUACAAAAAAUAUCAACUGAAAUAAGUAUUAAUAAAGUGAAGGUAGGUAAAUAUUAUUAAAAGAAAAAUAUUAACUAGAAAAUAAAUAACACAAAAUUAAUUAAUUAACAAAAUUAGUUAUAACUCUUGAUUGAUGUAGAUUCACACUUGACAGUUGUUUGCAUUCUUAACAUGCUAUUGUAUAAGGUGGUAUGUUAGUAUAUUAUGUGUACUGUAUAGGUAUGCUCAUGAGCAAGGCAAGGAAGUCCAUAGUAAUGUUAUUACUUCCUAGGAAGUAUAAACUCGGUGAGACCGGCUCAUCACAAUUAUAUUAUAGAUAUUAAGUUAAAAAAUAAUUUGUUUUUAUUAAGUUUAUUAUAUGAUAAAUAUUUAUAUAAUAUUUGUGUUUUAUGGAAACCAAACAUUUUAUUUUCUUAAAUAACAAACUAUAAUCGUUUUUAAUUUUAAAUUAAAGAUUUUUGAAAAAUCUUAGUACCUAUGUGAAAAUAUCGUCGUUCAAUGAACUUAAAAAUUUCAAAAAUCAGAAUUUGAUUUUAUGCAUAAUUUAAUUAUAAAAAUGGAAUAAACAUGCUUAAAUCGUUCUGUGUAUUAUAUUAUAUGCUUAUAUAUUUAUAAAAAAACAUUAUGUAAGUGUUCUUAAAAAUUAUCCUUAUUUCAUGGUAAAAUCAUUUGACUACCACUAGAUUGUUUAGAAUUGUUUAAUCUUAAAAUCUUAAUGUUUUUUUUGAUACCACAUGCACGGGAAUUAGAUUGUUCAAGAGUUUCAAAAGUUAACUGAAACUAAUAUUUCUUUAUGAAAUUACUAAAUAUCAACUAUUUCUAUAUUAAAAUAGUUAAACUGUUAAUAUUAAUAAAGUACAGUCGAGUCACAACACAAAAUAAUUCCAACCUUGAUAAUACGAAAAACUUGUCGAGUUGAAUUAUUUUUUAGCCCAUGGAAAUCAUCGUAAAACUCAUAUAAUGUUUCUCAAAUAUAAAAUAGUGAAAAAUGAUUUAUUAGCUGUAAUAGUAAACAGCUUAUUGAUUUCUUAGAAUCUUCAAUUAACAUAUCCUCAAGUAUUAAAAUAGACAUUAAGAUCAUAAGAUUUAAAAUAGGUCCUGAACGAUUUAUAGUAGUGCUUUGUAUAUUAUUUUCAUAUUGAAUUCAUGCAAUCUUUUUGAUAUUAAAUAUUAACAUAUCACCUCCACUAAAUAUUAUCCAAAUGGCCUCAAAAUUUGAGAAUUUUUUUAUUAUGUGAUACAAAAUAUAUGUGUGCCCCAUAUAUAUAUAUCAUUUUUAUGUUUUAUAGAAACAAAACUAUUUUAUUUUCUUAAAUAACAAAAUAUAAUCGUUUUUAUUUUUAAAUUAUUUUAUACUUUAAUACGUAUUGAAGAUAUUUUCACUAUUUUUAGAUUAAAUCAUUUACAUUAAAACUACUAUGAAACAACUCAUUCAAAAAAGCACCUAAUUGAUGGCAAUAAAUGUUAAAUUAAAUUUAUAAGUACUGUAAUAAAAGAUUAUUCACAAAAGUUCGUACCUAGGUUAUAUUUUAUCAUUGAAUUAUAUUAUAAUUAUAGGUAUGAAGGUUCAUCAUAAUUAAAAUUAUAAGUUACAUAAUGAAAGAAAACAAUAAGUUGAUUUGAAAAAAUAAAUAUAUUUAUUGCAGUAUUUUAUCUAUAUCAUAUAGCAUGCAUUCAAAUAUGUUUUUAAGAAAUAUAGAAGGUAACCCUGUAGGCCGUAGUUUAUAAAAAUUAUUACAAUACCUAUACCUUUAUAAAAAUGUUUAAAUAAUUAUUAUUAAGGCGAAAUUGUGAUGAUAUCAAUGGCAAAACAAUUCGAUCAUUAUAUAGACCUGAUUUGUUUUUGAGUAUUUCUUCUGAAACAUGGACAAUUAUGUCAUUCAAUUAUACAACUGUUCACUAUAAAAAGGUAUACGUAUAUUUAAUUCAACCGACAUUUUGUAUUUAAUAUGAUUUCUAAUUAAAUUUUAAUUUAGAUAAAUGUGUAUUAUAACAGCAGAGUGGUCGUAUCACAAAUAAGUGGAUCAUUUAAUUAUCAAUUGAUGCCAAAAUAUCUUUGUAAAGAAAUUUGUAAACCAUUGAGUGGCCGAUUAGAGACUUACAAAACCAAUACACGUAAGUAUAGUAUAUAAUAUAGUAUAUCACUUUCUACUUAUUAUACCACAAAAUCUGUAUUUUAUUUUAUUCUAGUGAUCUUCAACAGUUUCAUUUGGGAUUUUCAAUAUUUACCGAUGAACAUUUCUUCCGAGAGGGAGAAAGCUUCCGUAGCUAUUAUUUAUUAUUUAGAUUAAACAAAUGAAAAUUGAAAGUAUGAAUAAAAAGUACUUUUAAAAGUAGCUAUUCAAAUUUAUAUACCCACCUAUUUCUUAAUUAAAUUAUUCGUAGUUUAUUAUUUACUAUUGUAGGUUAUUUUUAAAACAUAAAAAAAACACCUAGUUUUGACUCAAAGCCAUAUACUGAAAAAAAAAGAGCUGAUAGGUACUAUUAAUGGGUGUUCCACUCAUGUAGGUGGUAAGUUGAGAAGGUAGGAUAAAGUAUCACAUUUAUAUCUGCAUAAAAUAAUAAAUUAUUUCUAACGAAGUAGGAUUUUAAGAGAAGUUCAUUUAUAAAUGUUUUUAAAUGCUGUAAUUUUAAAGAUUUUUAUCAAAAUUUUAACUUAAAAUUCGUACAAAAAGAAACUACUAUACAUUACGCUCAACUUUUUGUUUUCGCUAUUAAGUACAACAUAUAAUAAAAAUGUAUAAAAAAAACUAAUAUUAGUAUUUAUGUGAACGUUUCAGGUUUCUGCGAUUAAUUUAAAAAAUACCCCCCCAAAAAAAAUAAAACGAAAAUAAUAAAACUAUUAAUGCGAUAAACAACGUAAACAUUCACGUUUUUCCUAAGUUUUUCUUGGUUUUUCCCGAUUUCUAUGAAAACUAAUAAGAAAAUCAAAAUAUUACUUCUAAAUUACACCAAUUAGAUCUGAAAUGCAACAAAAAGCUCUCUUGUCAUUUUUUGAGCAAUAUUUUGGUAGAAAAUUGUAAAAAAAGUAAAAAAAAAAGUAGAGAUAUUAUAUGUUAAUGUUCAUCUGUUUACAAAUUCACGUACUAUGCCGAAGUUCCAUUCGCUGCUGUAUUGAGUUAUCACUUAAGAAGUGAAAAUUUUAGAUUCGGAAGGUAACAAGGAUCUAUUGAUUUUACUAUGUGUGCUUCUUUUUCUGUCUGUAACCAACUUUUUGAAAAGAAAUCUUGCUUUGAUGUAUGGAGAUCAGUAUUUUUUUUUAAAAUAAAAUUUUGUCUAGUGAUGCAUUAAAUUGGUUAUUUUUUGAUUUUCCAAAGGGUUUUCGAAAUUUUUGGGAAAAAACAGAAAUAAAAUUAAAGGUAAAACGUAAAUAUUUACGGCAUUACUUUUUUCAUUAUUUUUAAUUUUGUUCACUAAAUUUUCUACUAGAAAUAUUGAUCAAAUCAAAAUAUGACAAGAAAUCGAUUUUGUUUUUUUUUUAAUAAUAUAUAGUUCGGUGAUAGAGAAAGCUAUUUUUUUAUCUAAUGUAUUUUUUAUAAUAAUUGGGAAAAACCAAAAAGACGAUUUUUUUCAAAUUACAACACAAGAUUUUACUAUUUAAAAUUUUUACGGCACCUGUUUUGUACCAUAAAUAUAUUGCUCAUAUAGAAAACAUCAAGCGAUAUUUUUUGUUGAAUUUUUAACCUAGUUGGUGAAGUCAUUUUUUGAUUUUCCUUGUAGUUUUUUUUUAUAAUUGAGCAAAGGCGAAAAAUACGUAUAAAAAACAGGACAAUUUACGAAAAUAUUAAUUUUAUUAGUUUAAAUUUUGUUUUCUUAAUAUAAUUCAGUUUAAAAUAUUCGUAGAGACCUAAAAUGUUGACAGAAAACUUGAAUUUACUUUUUCUAGAUGUGGUAAAACUUUUGGAACACUUAAGCAAUUUUUAAGCUAUUUAUAGACAUUUUAACUAUGCUAAUUUUUACGUAAUUUUUAUUUGGUAAAUACUCCUUAAAUAAAAUUGUUUAAUUAAACAGUAAUGCUUGAAAAUUAGACAUAAUAUUCAACAUAAGUCAUACUUAUUGUUUAUAACAAAAAUUAAGUGUAAUGUUUUUUUUUUUUUUUACUAAGUGUUUUAAUAUCAAAAUUUGAGUAAAAUCGUAAAUUUCCAAACAGCCUUUCAAAACAUAAAUGACCGAACUUAGAUCCAAAUCGUUUUUCAUUAACAAUGGUUUAUCAUUUUAUACAGGUGUAAAUUAAAUAACUUUGUGUAUCACACUUUCCCAACUACCUAUCUAGUAGCCACACCCGUCCCCAGUAACGACUCUUAUUUUAGAUUCUGAGUGAAUGUAUUGUUUUUACAAUGAUUAUUUUUUAUUUAAUUUUUUAUCAGGAGUGAAAGAAAAUCUGACUGAGGUGGUACUUUAAGCAGGUCAUUUUUUUGAUUUUCCCUAGAUUUUUCCCGAUAAAUGGAAAAAUAGGUACAAUAUUAAACAAAUAUUAUUUAAGGAAAUGUUUAAUACUUAACCUAACCUACCAUAAUAUGACAUAUCUAUUGUUGAUAAAGUAACACUAUCAACCGAACUCAGCUCUGAAUCGUUUUUUCUUUAGCAAUGAUUAAUCGUUGCGUACAGAUAUAUAUAUUAAAUUUCCAUCUGUAUCCUACCUUCCCAGCUUCCUACCUACGAGUACAACAGUGACUGCACCACCUGCACUCGUCCCCAUUAUCCUAGGACAGCUUUUUAUUUUUACGAUGCUUUUUAGAAGUAGGUAUUUACUUUAGUACUUUUUUUGGCUCGAACUUGAAAUUUUUCAGUUGGUAUAAUUUCGAUAAUAUUACAAAAAUAAUAAGACAUUUUUUUAGAUCACUUAUUAAAAUUUAUUAAAAUUAAAAUAAGUUCUGGAAUACAUGCUGCCUUGAAAUUAAAUAACAAACAGUAAAUACUCUUGUCGAUUAUUAUAAAUAAAUUUGAUAGUAGGUACUGGGUUAAAUUAUUUUUUUAAUUUAAAAACAAUUUACACAUAAGUAUACAGUACAUUGACAAUUGGUCACGCAAGAAAUGACACUGAUUCACUGAAUACUAGACAGAUGGCACGAGUGCCACGAUCAAUACACAAUUCAUUCUUCUGACCAGAUGACCACGCGACAUACUCGGCCGUACUUAUGGUGUAAUGAAAGUAUGUAACAAGAGAGGGAAUACAGUUAUUGUAGAGCCUUAAAAAUAAUGAAUAACUGCUAGAAACGUGUUUGCGUUUACUGUUUAGUCGUUACUGAGUCAACGUACACGAUGCCUGUACAUUAAAUCAAAUAUAAUCAUAAAAAAUAUUGAAGUAGUUUGUUUUUCUAUAAGUUCUUCUAUACAUUUAACAAGUAAGUGCUAUCAAGUUUUUAAAAAAAUAUUAUUUUACUCUGGAAAAUUGCAUUUUUACAUCAGAUAUAUAAAAACUUAAAUGUUACAGACACUUUUAUUCCCAAAUUAUUAUAUUAAAUAAUUAAAAUCUGUAAAUAUUUUUUUGUCUUUUUUUUAAAACUAAAAUUAAUUAUUUUUUAAUUCAGUAAAAAUGUAUUUUAAACUGCUUAUUUAAUUAUUCCUGAUGAUUUUCUUAUAGACAUUUUCAUUAUUAUUAUGCAAAUAUAAAUACAUAAUUACAUUACUGCAAACUAAUUUUGAAAUGCAACACAAUGCCAUUAAAAAAAUAUAUCUUCAAUCUACAAGUUUUUAGAUAGCACAAAAUGUUUUAAGUAGAUACAGUUAUGGAUGAUGAACACCCUUAACUCCUUGAAUAUUAUUCCGUUUUUCUUUUCAUUUUUUUAGAUGUUUUCCAAAUAAAUUAUUAUCAAAAAAUGGCUUUCUCAAUGCACUUACUAGAUUCAAAAUUUGUCCCCUAAUCCAACCAAUUGUCGAGUUUGAAUUAAUUCAUUGGAACCCAUCAGUAGCGCACAUAGAGCAGGUUAAAGGGUUAGAACUCCCUCCCCCCCGAAAUGUCUUCCGUCACUAAAUUUGUUUAAAUCAAGUUUUACAUUUAGCAGCAUAAUAUCGUAUACCCCAGAAAAUAAUAAUACAAUUUAUCACAAUAUUAUAAAUAUUAUUUAGUUUAUAUGAAAUUUAAGUUAUUUCAUCAUUUCUUCGGUAAUAAUAGUAAUAAUACUUUACUAAUAAUAAUAUGUGCUAUCCCCAUUCUAGGACAUUAUUAUAAGCACAACCCCCCCUUCCUUGUGCUACUGCAUAUGACUCUUCCUUACUUAGAAGCGUAAAGUAUAGAUUUUUCAGAUUUGCUUCUUUCUCUCUUAAACUUGAGCAGCCACUACACUAUUCUCCUGUUUUACGCUAAUUAACACUUCAUAACACAUUUCUGGUAAAAUAGUUGUUUCCAGACACAAAAAAUAAAACACAAAUUAAUAUUACAGUAAAACAUAGUAAUAUAUCCCACUUUUUGCUCGAAAUCUAAAAUACCUAUGUAUAUGUAUAGUUUUUUGAUGCGUUUUUAACAGAAAAUUACUUUUAUCAAAUAAAUUAUUAUUUCCUAAGACAGAUUUAAUUUUAAAAUAAUAUUCACUUGUCAAUUUAUAAUUGGUACACCAAUUUAAUACACAAUUAAACAUAUAAUAUCUAUAAAUGUUUUAUGGCUUAGUUAAUUAGUUUAGUGCCGGUAUUUAUAUACACUUAAUAAAUAAAUAACUAUACCUAUAUCUAUAGAUUUCUAUGAAAUUAAAAUUUAACCAACUGUAAUUUAAUCUAGAAUAAUAAAUUUGUUUAUGUUCAACCUUAUUCUUUUUAGUUAAGUAGUAUGUAAAUCAAACACGAUUAAAACAUACAAUUAUUGAAUUUAAGAUAAUAUAUAAUAAAAUAUAUAAUACACCUAUAAGUGACUGUCUUAAUUUAAAAAAAAAAAACAAAAAACAUUCUAAGUUAAAUAUUUUUUAUUGACUUAAUUUAUCAGAUAAGUAAAUCAUAAUCAUAAUAAUAGGUAAUAGAUAAUUUAUCUGGGUAAAUCCAAACAUUGCAACUGACACAUGUUAUGAUAUAAAAAUUUUAAGUAGGGUUGAGCAACGGCACGAGCCGAUAUCAAAUAUCGGCUGAUUUUUCCAAUAUCGGAAAAUCGGUUAUCGGUUUUUUUUUUUAAAACCUAAAUCAGCCCUGAUAUUUUUCAAAAAAAAGGUACUCAACUUGAGAAAUACUUUACUAUCUUCAUAUAAUAUUUUAUGAAUACAAUAUAUAUAUUUAAAUUAUAUCAUUGAAAUCGGAUAUAAGAAUUUUUUUUAAGAUAUUGAAUAAUUUGAAUGUCGGCUCAUGGUUUCAAAAAAACACUGGAUUUAUAUUGGUAGCAAAUAUUUGAAUAUCAGAUGUCGGCAAAAAGUAGUAUCGGUUCACCACUAAUUUUAAGUAGUCAAUUUAUCAUAAUACAUUUACAUCAUUCAACAAGUAACUUAUUUUACUAUUGAAAUUAAGAAAUUACGGAGUGAUUACAUGACAUAAUUUUAAAGUACCUAGUACUUAUUUUGAGUAUUUUCCAAAUACACUCAUGAAUAUGAAAUCAAAUUAAAAUAUCUAGGUGAUUGACUGUAUUUUAGGAUUAGAGAAAAUUAGUAAUUGGCAAUCUAAGCAGGGCGGCGUUUAAUGGGGGGAGGGGCAAGAGGGGUGACGAAUUGUAUGGCAUUUAGAGGGGCAGUAAAUUUGUAUGAAUGUAGUUACAUAGUAAACCAACAACUCCGUAGCCAAAAUAUAUUUUGUCCAUGGGUGGGAGUUUAACUCAAUGCAGCACUAAAUCUAAGAAAUUAAAUUUUAUAAAUCAAACAAAUUAUAUUGUUAUUAAGAGCAUGACGUACAGCCGUAGCACAUACUAUAAUAUUGUGCUAUUUGCUAGUACUACCAACGUAUUCAGAUUUGAAUUAAUUAUAUUAUAAUUCGCUUACCACAACGAAAAAAGUUGUAUCUCACUUUUCCAAAUUUUUAGAAUUUUAGAUUUGGAUCGUAGGGAGGUAUUGGUUUUACAAUGAUGUUAUAUUUUUUUUCUGUGACCAGUUUUUCUACCAGAAAUCUUGCUCUAAUGUGCUAAGUGUAGCACCUUUUCUGAAAGGAAAUUUUACCUAUUUUAACCUAUAUAAUUUUACCUAUUAUACUUAAGGAGGUCUUUUUUUAUUUUUCUAAGCGAUUUUUAUGCUAAUUGGGAAAAAACUGCUGAAUUUACAAAAUUUAUGAUUUUCAAUUUCGUUUUUUUGUUUUAAUUCAGUUAAAAAUAUUCGAAGAGACAGCAAACUUAUAUUUGCCUUUUCUAGACUUGAUAAAAUUUUCAAAACAUUUGAACUAAUUUUUUAGUUUUUUUAUAGACAUUUUGUGAGUUUUUUUAUGUAAUGCUUAAUCGGUAAAUACUUUGUGGAUAAAAUUGUUAGACUGAACAGAAAUGUUUGAAAAUUUAACAGGAGGUUCAUUAUAAGUUGUACUUUAAGACAAAAAAAAAAUUGAGUUUAAUAUAUUAUUUUUUUGUAUGACAAUUUUAAUAACAACAUUUUAUAAAAAUCAUUACGGACUUUUAAAACAUGACUUAUAACCGAACUUCGCUCCAAAUCCUUUUUCGUUAUCAAUGGUUUAUUAAUGCGCGCGAAUAUACAUUAAAUUCUUCUCUAUAUCCUACUUUCGCAACUUCUCACAUACAAUAAUGGCCCACCUGUCAUGAGAAGUAUGUCUGUCUCUUUUAAAUUUUAUAUUUAGUAUUUUUGUUACAAAAAUAAAUAAUAAAUACCUAUUUGUUUUAUACAAUUAUUUUAAUAUAAUUCGUCAACUACACAAAUAUUUAGUAUUAGCAUUGAUUAUUUAAUUAUAAUAUUAGGUACCAAGUAGAUUAGUUAUUAGGUAAGUACCUAUCUAUAUAUACAUUUCACUAUUAUAUUAACCUUUACCUUUAUACAUAUACAUAAAAUUGCACUGAAUUAUGUUUCCUUUUUAUAACCUACAGUGGCGUAUUUAGGUUUUCUUCGUCUAUAAGCACUAAUCAAUUUGUCGCCUUUUUCACACUAUUCCUCUAUAAUUAUUUAUAAAAUAUAUUUGAAUAAACGAUUGGUUAGUGUGUUCUAUAAAAAAAAAAAGAUACGUUAUAAAUGAAAAUUAAAUUGUAGAUACUUAAUAUCUUGUUUUUCAAUUUACAAAUUAAUUGUAUCUAUUUAAAAUUAUAUAUUUUUUCUUCUUUUGCCAUCUCCAAAAUUUCGCCGCUCUAGACCCAAGCCUAUGGGGUCUGUUCCUAGAUAUGUCUCUGUGUACCUACUUAAAAUACAUUAAAUCAAACUUGCGUAUUGAGAACGUUAUCAUGAUGGUAUUCGUAUUUUGAUCACGAAUUAAUAAGUACUAGCAGCAUAGUAGCAAUAUUAGGCAUGAUGUUUGUCACGCAGUACUUACCUAUAUUCACAAUUACCACGUGAAUUGAAUAAUAUAGUACUGCACUGCCGGUUCAUUGUCGUUCACCGUUAUUUUAAAAAAACACGGACAUUAUGUUUUUCAUAAAACAUAUUUGUCAAUAAUUAAUUUUCGAAAUUUAUAUCAAAGAAAAUUUUAGUAUAUAAUACUAUAAUGUUGUCAUUAGAAAUAAAAAAGUAUUGAAUUAUGAAUACAAUCAAUGUUUAGGAUCCGGUGUACAACAUACAUCUAAUCGUUCAUUAUUAAAUUUUCUCCGAUUGUUGUAAUAAGAAAAAAAUCUAUAAAAAGAAACUGUACUUUCGCGGGGUCAAUAAUUGGCUUUUAUAACAAUAAAUCACGGCAAUCCGAUUCGUCUGACCAUUGUUGUACAACGUGUUUGAGUAUAAUAUUAUAAUACAAGGAGAUAACAAAGCAAACAUGUUUAAAUAAAAAAAAAAAAAAAAAAAAAACAAUUCUUGACAAUUAAAACGACAGACGGGUGUGCUGGAAUAAUAAUGUUAGUAUAUCUACCUAUCAUAUUAUAAUUAUUGUUAGAAGGUCAAGGACGCUCAAGAGAAUCUAGUUUAUUAAAGAAGAGUGAAGACCAGUUUUUUCGACUCCGUUACAUAUUUUGUUUCUUUACUUAUAUAGAAGAUAUUAGUGGUGGAUCCAAACCUUAAUUCGAAGAGGGGGACAAUUUAUAAUAACGAAAAUUGGUAUAUAUUUUACCAAAAUACAAGACCAAAUUAUACUAUUAAUCGUAAUUUGACUUGAUAUUUUUUUCUAAAAGCAAUGCAUAAACAGUUGUAGCGCGUUACUUAAAAACUUUGGAAGAGAUCAUUUUUUUGUUUGCUUAUUUACUUUUUUUAAGUAAAAUUUAAAUAAUUGAAUAAUCCUCGGAUCAAUAUAACGUAAGAGGUAAGAUACUCACAUUAUCUUGGGAAAUAUAAAUUUUUUAAAGAAACAACCUUAAAAUAUUACAUUAUCUUUUUUUUUUGUGUACCCUUAUGAUGAAUUACAUUACCAUAUUUUAAUCUUUAAUUGUAAACCUUUAUGUAAAAAUUCCAUAAAAAAAAUGAAAUUUUAGUUUAGAUAUAUUUCGGUAUUGAAAUGUUUGAUUUUCGUCAAGUUGGCAUUUAAGAUAGAUAUUUCACAUUAAAAUUUGUCGUUUUGAGAGUAGCAGGAGAGUAGAGAAGCAUUAUUCAAACGCCGAAUGCUGUGUUACCAUACAAAUAACGUUCUAUUACUUUCCCUCUAUAUCUAAACUUAAAAGUGAAAUAUUUCGUCAACGGGUUUAAAGAAAUUAAAAAUAUCACCACUUUAAUGUAUUAAAAUUAAAACUUCAUCUAUUUAUGAAAUUUUCAAUAUAGGUUGCAGUUGAAAAUCAAAAGUGGGUAUUCACCUCCAAAAAUAAACGUGACGUAAAAAAUGAAUAUAGAUAAUGCAUAAUAGAGCUGCUUGUUUCUUAAAUCUUCCGAAAGAAAAAUUUCGAAAAAAGUUAAUACUUUUCGAGAUAAUGAGUGUUUUAUGUACUUCUUAAUCAUCCGGUAAAUAAUAAUUAUAAAUCUUGUUCUUCUCCUUUGCCUUCAUCUCAAUUAUUUGGAGUUGUCUACCUUUAUGAACGUAACUUGGACAAUUUGUAAGGGGAAGGGGCAAAAUUAAUUUAGUUUUAGUAUACCUAAAGACUUUAAAACAUGAUUAAUGAUUAUAUUAAUAAAAGUAUAAAAAAGUUAAACCAGUAAAUUAUUAAAAUUAAAAUUAAAUGUUUAUGUCAAUUGAAGUUUUCUUCUUCUUUAUGUCGAUUCUGCAUUCAACUGAUUAAUAAUUGUAUUAAAAUGAAUUUCACAAGCUUUUUCAAUUUGUGAAAUUGUCAUGUUACUCAGUCCUUUUUGUCCAAUUUAGCAGACGCGGUAUUUAGAUCUCCCUAAAUUCCUAUAUCCCCGUAUAGGGGCCAUGCGCUCCUACACAUCAAUUUACCUAUAAAUAAUAAUUUAUUUCAGAAAUCUGUAUAGAAGUCUGGAGUGUUAAUAAAUUAUAAUCGCAGCCUCUGCAUAUAGUUGUGCUAUCCCAUUAAGUAGUUGGGGGUCACAUUAGCUGACUGACGUCUAGUCAUGUUAGUUAAAAGUAUAAUUUUUGGACCAAAAGAAUAUUGACCUCUCCCCUAGAAGAUGAACCGAAUUCGCCACUGCAAUAUGCUGUAUAAACAACAUUGGGUUUGGUUCAUCUAUGGACUUACUCUAUGAGUUUAUCUCAAAGUACGACCGUAUUAUCAACGUUCAAUAUAGAAAUGACACUCGAUCGGGUGAUUAUUGAGUUACGAAAAACGUUUCUGUCCGGUUGGGAUAUUUAUAUAAUAAUGCCGUAAUAACGUAAAAAUAAUGUUCAAUACAUUCAAUGUUAUUUCUGAAUACAUUUAUUGUGUUUCGGUUAUGGUUACCUUCGUCCUAAAAUUUCACUUGACCCUAUCCCACACAUUGUCCUUACAUACACCUGCCGUCCCCAUGUCAUUCUUAAUUGCAUCCAACCGGGGGCGAACGCAAAAAAAAUGUUAAAGAGGGGGAGGGGUACCAAAAUUACUUAUUAUGGAGAUUAAUAAUUUUGCUCUAUUUGAUUCUAUUUUCGCUGUUGUGUAGAAUUCAUAAGUUGAACAACAGUUUUUUUUACUACUUUAUACAAUAUUACAGAAAUUAUUUGGUCAAUUUAUUAAGUUAGAGUACUAUUUAGAUUUGAGAUGAUUUUUCACAGAGAAUCAUGAGAAUCGUUAUAUUUAGUAAAUGCUUUAAUAAUGAUACUCAGAGUAAUACAUUUUAUCUUGUCUACCCAGUGGGUAUAAUAAAUAUUCGUAGAUUAAAAAUACUAUCAAUAACUUUCCUUAACAUUUUUGUAUUAAAAACAUUUUUUUGUUUAACAUUUUGUUUACUGACUGUUAAAUACUAAAAUGACAAGGAAUAAAGUGUAUUAUAAUUCAUAUUUUUUAUAGCUAGUAAUUUUUUACUUUUUAUUUAGGUAUCAAACGCAUAAUGUUAAAAACCCAAUGACUCUCCAUAAGAACGUAAUGGCACUGCAACAGCAUUUAACUUCAGUUCUAUGUCUCAGUCUAUGUUUAACAAUUGAGGUAGGUUGAAAUAAAUUUAAUUAAUUAAUUUUGUUUUCUCAAUGCAUAAUAUUUGUAUUACUAUUUUAGCUGGCUUAUGGUUCCCAUUUGAGAAAACAACGAGAAACAACACUAAUGCAAUUCAUUAAGUUACUAUUCUAUCGAUUAAUUUACGGUUUUGCUAAAAUGAUUGGUUUGGGAGAAGUGGUUGAAGAAUUUGGAGAUGGAAUACUAGCUCCUCCAGACAGUGAUUACAGACUUGACAUAGUUGAUGAUAAUUAUGACAAUAACGAAGAUGAUGAUUAUUAUGACGAUGAUGAAUAUUAA